UCUUGAAACAUGGUCCUCUUUGGGCUGUAGGGUCCUGACACUCCUGUGAUGUUUAUCCUCUCUCCUUUGCCAUUCUUUCUCUGUAAUGUAUGUUCGUUCGUCACUUCCACCUGACUGGUAAAGGUUGCAGUUACAUGAACAGGUCUUGCUUCUUUUAUUUUCCCUUAAUUUUUUAGAGUGCUUUAGUUCUUUUCUAUGUUUGAGUCUCUACUCUUCCUGGGUGAGUUAGAGUCCAAGGCUUUAAUGACGGUUUAUAUAACAUUAGCUUCCAUGUUUCUAUCUCCAACUCAGACCUAUCUGCCUAUGGACUACUGUCAUCCUUUCUUAGACAGCUCAAAAAUUCCUCAAAAUCAACAUGUUCAAACAGAAAUCUUUGAUUUCCUCUCCUAAAGAAGACACACUAGCAAUAUUUCAUAGCUCUGAAAGGCACACUAAUCAAUGAAGUUAUGCACCCUCCAAACCUAGGAGUUAUCAUCUUUGAGACCCCCUCAUUCCCUAUAUCCAAUCCAGUAUCAAAUUUGUUUUCUAAAUACAUCUUGAAUCCAUCCACUUCUCUCUGCUUUCACCUCAGCUCCCAGAUGCAGCUACCAGCCUCUCUACCCUAGACCACAAAGUGAUCUCUUCACGGCCACGUGCUCCCUCCAUUCUUUCUUGAUAUUGCAGUCGGACCAAGGUUUUCAAAAUGCAUGUCUGGGGACAUCCCUGGCAGUCUAGUGGUUAGGACUCUGCACUUUCACUAUCGGGGGUGUGGGUUUGAUUCACUUCUGACUCCCUCCCCUUCCCCAUUCUCGACACACAUCUCCAUAAAACCAUUUAAUAGCUUCUUCUUCUUCUUAGGAAGGAGACAGUGUUCUUCCAUAGGGCUCGCAAAGACCUGCUGCCUCUGGCUCCUGCUUACUUUUCCAGCUCACCUUGCAAGGCACUCCCUGCCACUGUCUCCCUACCUUUUUCCCUGUGACUCAUAUGUGCCAGGCCCCUCCCACCACAGGGCUGCUGAACAUACUGUUUCCUCCGCUUGGACCAGUCACCUCUCCCCUCUUUGCGUGGUUAACUCCUUCUCAGCCUCUGGGAUCACAGCUUGAGCAUUAUUUGCACAGGGAAGACGACUUGGCCUUCACUGAUGAAUUCAGGCAUCCUUAUCACAGCCUCGCCUGGCACCAGAUACUGAUUCAUUACCGUUGCGGUCGUCUAUUUAUUUGUGUGAAUACCUGAAUAAUUUCUCUCUCCCCUCACUACUCACUCAUUCACUCAGCAAAUAUAUACUGAAAUCCUAGUAAUACAUAUACCAGGCAUGAUUUUAGAAGGGGCGACCAACUAUAAACAAAGAGCUCUGCAAUAUGACAUCCAGAGGUGAAAAGUACCCUGAAGAAAUAGGAAGUGGGAGAAGAGGACAGAGAGUAUGAGAGGCUGCUGGCUUGGAUAGGAUGGUGAGGGAAGGCUUCUCGGAGGCAGUGAUGGAGCCCAGGUUUCAUUGAAGAGGAGGGAAAGUCAGGAGGUGGUCUGGGGGAUAAGCAUCCCAGGUCAAGGACCAGUCAGCAGUGAGUGGGGCUGGAGUGGAGCAAGGUUUGGGCAAGGUCAGAAAAAAACAACCACUAGAAGCUUUUCAACAAGGAGUGACAGUGUUUAAUGCACAUCCUCAAAUGAUCACUGUGGCUGUCGUGGGGCGAAGAAUGAAGAAUUAGAAGGGCGAAAGGUGGAAGUACUGAGUUCUGAAGCUGUGGUCCUGCAGAGAAAUGAUGGGGGUUUUCAGGAGAGUGAGCAGGGCCGAGGUGGUGACAAAGGAUGGAGGUGACCAAGAAAAGGAUGGGAUUGGAAUGUGUUUUGAUGCUCUAUGUGUCAAGAUUUGUUGAUGGUUUCCUCCAACCUCUCCAACGGGUUUCCUUCUCACUUACAGGAAGAGUCCACAGCCUAAGCAUGGCCGAGGAGGCUUUCUGUGCCAUGGCCCCAUCUCUCCUCUCCCCUCCUCUCUGGCCAUGCUGGCCUCCUCACCCUUCUGUGAACAGGUUGGGUGUGAUCCCACCUUUUGUGUUAGAUGUUCCCCCAGAUAUCAGGCAAGCAGGUAUUGACAUGCUUCCCCCGCCCCGACCCGGGGUUCUGAUCAAAUGUCACCUCAUCAGAACAUUUUUUCAUGAACAUCCUAGAUAAAUGAGACACUUUCUAUUCCCUGGCUGAUUAAUUUCUCUUUAUAGUACUUACUGACACCUGACAAGUCCAUAUACUAUAGGCAAAUAUAAAACAUGUUACGUAUUUAUUAUUCCCCGAAGGCAGGGAUUUGGUCUGUUUUGUUCACUAUGGAACAAAACUCCCGGAAUGGUGCCUGGCAUAUAGUAAAUGUUUAAUAAAUAUCUGUUAAAUUAAUAUGGUUGAAACAGAGAAUGGGAGAAGCAAAGAACGGCUCCCAGGCUUUGGGGUCUGAAUGAUGGUGCUAUUGAAGAUUUUUCAGAAUGUGGAUUGGGCCUCCUUUGCUAUGAGCCUGAAGCUGGAGUCCUGAACUGCUUCAUCUAUUGCAGGCUUGGAGAAGUCCUCAAUCCCUCUGGGCCCAUGGAAGCCUGAGAAAGUCCAGAAUCCUAGAGGGCUGGGCUCCCUUUCUCUUCCCACAGGAAAAGAGGAAGAAACUAGUGACCAGUCAAACUUUCUCUCCGUUCCGGAGACUGAAAGUCCCAUCAGUUGGAUUCCAGCCCCAGCACUGAUGCUGAAGACGCUACUACUCUGUGUUUGGUUUCCAGGCAAACAACUGGCUGCCCACUUUAAGAGACAAUAUCACUAAGCGCUUUUUUUUUAAUGCAAAAAGAAAGAAAUAAAAAAAGAACUACCUAUUUUCCUCAUUCCUGCAGGUGCCCAACCCGAUUGACUUGUUGGAGUACAUUUUCUGCAUUCUUAAUAGAUAGCUAGCAGGAAAUGCUUCGUAUAGGCUCAGCUAGAGGGGUAGAAAGUUAGUGAGGGGAGGGCACAAGAUCGCCAGGCCCUGCUCGGACCAGAGCUGAGCUGCUCUAAAGCAGGCCAGGCAGCGCCGGCCAGCAAAACACACCUUCGCCCGGCCAUAGCGUCUUGCUGUGUCUCCGCCGCCGAUGGUCGAGAAUUAAGCUCUCCCCUGAGUCACCAUGGAAGACGUGACGAAGACCACCGUCCUCACACAGAGCCCUAUCAAAACUGAAUGGAAUUCCCGCUGUGUCCUUUUCACCUAUUUCCAAGGGGACAUUAGCAGUGUGGUGGAUGAACACUUCUCCAGAGCUCUGGGCAAUGUCAAGAGCCCCCAGGGACAGAACCCUUCCAGCCCUAGCGGAGAUGUCCUGCUGAGGAAUGACAGUGACAUGCCUCCAAAUCAGUGGCGUUUCUCUGCUCCUUGGACAAAGCCACAGCCGGAAGUAUCUUUUGCAAAUGGCGCCACCAGCUGCAACUUGAAUGGAUCUGGUCUCAUGCCUAUGGAUCAGUACCCACUGUCCCUGACCGGGGGCCCCUCCAUUCAGCCUGGCGAGCUGUGGCAUUUCUCCUCCCUCGCCAGCCCCAGCUUCCCAGAGCCUGGCUACCCUCAUGCUUUUUCCACUGGGCACUUGGUUCCAGAGCCCCAGCCUGAGGGGAAGUAUGAGCCCCUCCUAAGUCUCCUCCAGCCAGAGAGAUGCCUAACCCAUCCUCAGGAAUCUGCCUCGUGGGAGGAUGGCAACUCUGCCCAGAUGGCCGGAAGCACAGGAUUUCUCUUCAACCUGCCUCCCAGCUCAGCCCACUUUAAGAAAAUCUAUUUCCCCCCUGAUGGUGGACCUGCCGGUGCCAGCUUUGCAGUUGAAAGAAGCCCGUCUCCAGAGAGAAGAAGAGAUCUGUUCUUUUACUGAACAUGGGUUUAAAGAAGAGAAUUCUUUUUCCGAACCUGCUUCUGGGUUUCUACUGUGAAUCCAGAGAGUCUGGAGACAUCACCGUCCUUUUCUCUUGUUGCCACCAAAGAGCACUGGGUUCAAAGCAAGUUUCUGUUCUCCCUGGAAUUCUAUACUUUUUCUUGGCACCUAUGCCCCGCAGCACAUUUAUUUGUUUUUGUUUUUUAAACUUGUUCAGUGAAUCUUGAACAUAUAAGAUGGUAAAAGAGCUGUUUAGUGGUGGGGAGCAAACCUGUAGAUUGUUUCCCCAAAAUGACAAAUUUCACCCUCUGUGUUCACUGCCCUCCUACUUAGCAAUUGGCCAACUUACCCUCCCUCAGCACGGUUGCCCACAUCAACACUGACCACGUGGUACCCAAUGGGGUUGUCCCACUCUUCCAAGUGAAUAGAGAGAUUCCAGAAACAGCCUGACGCUUUCUAGCCUUAACCAGAUGAUGCCCAGCUUCCCUGUUAAUGGCAUUGGCAAGACCCACAGACAGUGGCUGGGAGGUAGGACGGUUCCUGCAUCCUUGAAGUUUGAAGGGAAGCUGAAGAGGUCUCUGUUCUUUUUUAGGUGAUGGUUGGGAAAAUUCUGGGUGGAGGCUGACUCUAGCACUUGUGAUGCAUCAUUAUACAAGGGUGUUAUCUUGGCUCACUGUAGAAAGAUUCAUCUGUGUUAGAAGGUAAUAUGUACCAUCAGAGUUGAACUCUUAAUUACGCUAUUUAGGGAAAAAAAAUGAUUCCAAGAGGGCUGGCAUUUGGUGUAACCUGGGUAAUCUGAUGUUAUUUCCCUGAAAAUCCCUCAGCCUGGAUAUAAAGCUGAAAGCAGUAGUCAAUUUUCCCACAUUAACAAAGAGGAAAGAAAAGGCCUCCUGUCUCUGAAAGACCCCAGUGCCUCUGAUACAAGUAAAUCCCUGCCCAGAUCAUCUGUCUAGAACCAUCCUUUCUUACUUUCCCCCUCACUUCCAAAAAGCUAACUUGAAAAGCAUUUCUUUGACUACCAUUGGUAUUUUACUCUUGCUGACUGCACACAUACACAGGCCGGCCCCAUAUAUUAUCUGUGGGGCUUAAUCUACACUCCCAGUUGAUAAUCUCAUGAGAUGCUAGCUAGCUGGGGAAGGGGUGGAAUCAGGUGGAUCAAGGUUUGAAACUGGAAAGUCGGGCCCAAUAGGGCUAGAGCCCAUAAACACAUUUUUCUCUAAAGUUUUGAGAAACUGACAAAGGGCUUGAUCCACUCAGACUCACUGGCUGCGACCCCUUCCCCCUAAACACACCCAUUCCUGAACUUUAUGAUCUGAAAGAAUGGGAAUUGUUUCCAAUGGGCUGGAAACUCACUUGAAUACCUGGGUUAAAAAAGUAAUAAAAAGUAACAAUUUCCUUUUUUCAGGAAGCAAAAACUAUCAAGAAUUCAAAAUAAGGAUGUUUGCAAAGCCAGUUGAGACUUGCGUAGAAGCAGUUUUCCAUUCUAAAAAUCAAUAUCAAGUGUAACAAAACAAAGGAACCCCUCCAGAGAUAAAACGAAGUAGCUAUCUUUAUGUCACAUCUUUCUCCCAUAUAAACAAUCUCUGCCCUUUCCAUAACUAUUUCUCUAGCUUGACAUAAUUGAAAAGGAUUUUGUAACCCAUUUGUUUUUUCCAAAUGUGAAGAUUCCCUGGAGUAGGAAAUGGCAACCCAUUCCAGUAUUCUUGCCUGGAGAAUUCCAUGGAAAGAGGAACCUGGUGGGCUACAGUCCAUGGGGUCGCAAAGAAUCAGACACAACUGAACACACACGUACAGGUUGCUUAACAGAAACUUAUUUCUCACAGCUGGGAAGUCCAAGAUCAGGUAGAUUUGGUGUCUGGUGGGAACCUGUUUCCUGGUUCAUGACCAGUCAUCUUUUUGGUGUGUCCUCAGGUAAGGGAAGGAGUGAGGGUGUUUUCUGGGGUCUCUUACAUAAGGGCACUGAUCUCAUUCAUGAGGGCUCCACCCUCAUGGCCUCCUAAUCUCUCAAAGGCCUCACCUCCUAAUACCACAUUGGGGAUUAGGUCAAAACAUAAAUUUGGGGGUACACAUUCAGUCUGUAGUAGUCAUACAGCCUGAAAUUCUUCAGAGUCAGAAUUCCAAACUAGCUCUCCCCUUUCUAAGGAAAAUGUUCUAUUAGCCCAAGGGGAUUUCUUUGCAACUUUUUCCUUGGUUAUUGCUUAGUGGCUAACUUAUAUCCAACUCUUGUGACCCCAUGGACUGUAACGCACCAGGCUCCUCUGUCCAUGGGAUUUCCCAGGCAAGAAUAGUGGGGUGGAUUGCCAUUUCAAUUUUUUUAAAUUAAUUUUAACUUUUUAUUUUUACAAAAACCCUGCAUUUCAUGUCUCAAAACUUCUGCUCCUAGCCCUUGUGGGCCAUGAUGGUGGGAAACAGAACUCAGCUCUGAGAUCUGCGUUAAUAAAAGAGAAAACAUCA
Cervus elaphus (red deer) is the source of this 6281-nucleotide messenger RNA. RefSeq names its product vestigial like family member 1 (gene VGLL1). Gene Ontology annotation, cellular component: nucleus. The record is from RefSeq and is a predicted model, not a curated record. The transcript is spliced from 5 exons. The coding region runs from base 3102 to 3827 and encodes 241 amino acids. Lineage: Eukaryota; Metazoa; Chordata; Mammalia; Artiodactyla; Cervidae. Gene Ontology annotation, biological process: regulation of transcription by RNA polymerase II.